Messenger RNA from Penicillium cataractarum, 228 nucleotides. RefSeq lists its product as uncharacterized. The coding region runs from base 1 to 228 and encodes 75 amino acids. The transcript has a single exon. Lineage: Eukaryota; Fungi; Ascomycota; Eurotiomycetes; Eurotiales; Aspergillaceae. The record is from RefSeq and is a predicted model, not a curated record.
AUGCUGGCCCAAGUGACCGUUCCCAAGGGAAUUAACUGGAAUGCUGCCGACGACACCGUGUAUUGGACUGUCUCGCCAACCUUUCGAGAGAUCUGUCCAACGGUCGGUCAAUGUGGAGAAACUCCUGAAGCAUUGACCAAGCGUCACUCCACUCAGCAAGACCAAGGACCCACGAAAUAUUGGCAGGAUGGGCGCAAUGCCGGUGAUAGUGCUCUGAAGUCUGCCUAG